Trichechus manatus latirostris (Florida manatee) is the source of this 2206-nucleotide messenger RNA. It is a transcript of the gene TMEM38A, whose product is annotated as transmembrane protein 38A. Gene Ontology annotation, molecular function: identical protein binding; potassium channel activity. The transcript has 6 exons. Gene Ontology annotation, biological process: potassium ion transmembrane transport. Gene Ontology annotation, cellular component: membrane. Bases 2 to 904 code for a protein of 300 amino acids. The record is from RefSeq and is a predicted model, not a curated record. Lineage: Eukaryota; Metazoa; Chordata; Mammalia; Sirenia; Trichechidae.
CAUGGAUUUGCUGUCGGCGCUGAGCCUAGGCGAGCUGGCGCUCAGCUUCUCGCGGGUGCCGCUCUUUCCGGUCUUCGACCUCAGCUACUUCAUCGUUUCCAUUCUCUACCUCAAGUAUGAGCCAGGAGCGGUCGAGCUCUCCCGGCGCCAUCCUGUUGCAUCCUGGCUCUGUGCCAUGCUGCACUGCUUCGGGAGCUACAUCCUGGCAGACCUCCUGCUUGGGGAGCCCCUCAUCGACUACUUCAGCAACAACUCCAGCGUCCUCCUGGCUUCAGCCAUCUGGUACCUGAUCUUCUUCUGCCCCCUGGACCUCUUCUACAAGUGUGUCUGCUUCCUGCCCGUGAAGCUCAUCUUCGUGGCCAUGAAGGAGGUGGUGAGGGUCCGCAAGAUCGCAGUGGGCAUCCACCAUGCGCACCAUCACUACCACCAUGGCUGGUUUGUCAUGAUCGCCACCGGCUGGGUCAAAGGCUCUGGAGUCACCCUCAUGUCCAACGUUGAGCAGCUGCUCCGAGGCGUCUGGAAGCCGGAGACCAACGAGAUCCUGCACAUGUCCUUCCCCACCAAAGCCAGCCUGUAUGGAGCCGUGCUCUUCACCCUCCAGCAGACACGCUGGCUCCCCAUCUCCAAAGCCAGCCUCAUCUUCAUUUUCACCAUGUUCAUGGUGUCCUGCAAGGUGUUCCUAACAGCCACCCACUCCCACGGAUCCCCGUUUGAUGUCCUGGAGGGCUACAUGUGCCCCAUGCUGUUCGGAGAAGGCUGUGGGGAUGACCAUCAUGACAACCAUGGGAGCCAGGGCACGUCCCAUGGUGACAGCCAGGGUGCUCUGCACUCACCCCUGCCCUCCAAGUCCAAGGAGGAGCUGAGUGAGGGCUCCAGGAAGAAGAAGUCCAAGAAAGUGGAUUAGGGGGCUGCCCAGGGGCCAUGGGCACCAGGGAGGGGGCAUCCUGGGCUUGGCUUACCCCUCUGGGCCCUGACUCCCUGUCUGCAAACUGGGGCCAUCUGCCCACCUCCUGGGGCUUAUGAGAUUAAGUAAGAUAUGGGGGUACAGGGAUGAGGGGGUCGCCCUCUCUGCCAGGCUCCUAGCUUUCAGGGGGCCACACAGAAUCCCAGCAGCAGCUCCAACCAAAAACCCUGCUGUCAUUUUCUUGGUUCUACUUUUCCCUAAAAUUGUGUUCUUGACUCAAAGAAUUUUAAGGAACUCUGAGUCAUUUAUUUGAUGGACAUUUGCUGAGUCCCUGCUGUGACCCAUGCCCUGCUCCCAGCAUAGAGGCCCUGGCACGAUUUUGAAGUCUCUUCUUGCGUAAGCUCUCCAGGGCCUAGACCACUUCCCUGUGCCUGGAAAGUUCCAGCCCUAGCUGGGCAUCCCCAGGGGAGUUACCUGCCUUCUCUGAGCCUCCUGUUCCUCCUUUGUACAAUGGGCAGAAGCCUCGCACCCGCUUCUGAUGGGGUGUGGGCCGCCUGGCCAGAGAAGGUCUUCAUGUGGACAUGAAAAAGCUUUAUAAGCUCGUAGGCUCAGUGGUGUUGGAGGGGUUAUUAAUUAUGAUUGAAAGUGGCUUUGCAUUUUAGAUCGUUUGAGUUUGCAGAUCGGGGACCCCGCCGGUAACUCGGCAUGGAGGAGGCCUCCAGAAGACAUGUCGAGACUGGAUUUGAGAGCCUGUGGUGUGGGGAAGACUCUUUCUGACCUUCCACUGCCCUUGAACCCAAGAAGUGCUACAGACUGGGCCAGUAUUCUAAGACCCAGCUCUGGCAGGAGCCCAGAGCUCUCAGUGUGGACCCUGGAAGCAUCAGAACUCCGUCAUUCUGGCCUCGUUCACUGUGGCUCCUUCAGUCACUCAGCAAACAUCCUGAUGCCUGCUCUGUGCCAAGCCUUGUGCUGGGAGGGCCAAGGACUGGCUGUGGGUUGAGCGAGUGGGUGGUCCUAGGCUGCCGGGAGAGGUCAAAUAGCAUGAGAUGUUGAGGUGGGGGUUGGGCAUCUCCAGUCUCAGGUGGGGGUUGGGCUUAGGACUAUAAGUAGGUGCUCAGGGCAUGCUCAGGGCAUCCACCAGGAGCUGGGGGCAACCUAGAGAUCAGCAUGAGGUUGGCCAAAGCUUGGUGGUGGUCUCAGGAGUUGCCCAGCUGUUAGGAAAGUGCCUUUUUCCGGGUGAUGCCUGAAAGCUGGGUGGGUUCUGAAGCUGUCACGCCCCAAGUUCAUCCCCUUGCAUGUCCU